This is a messenger RNA of Amphibalanus amphitrite, 1827 nucleotides long. Its product is annotated as aminoacyl tRNA synthase complex-interacting multifunctional protein 2-like. Lineage: Eukaryota; Metazoa; Arthropoda; Thecostraca; Balanomorpha; Balanidae. Gene Ontology annotation, molecular function: aminoacyl-tRNA deacylase activity. The transcript has 6 exons. The coding region runs from base 214 to 1689 and encodes 491 amino acids. The record is from RefSeq and is a predicted model, not a curated record.
UGCACUUUUUAUAGAGAAGGCUACAAUGAAAGGCCAAUUUUCCUUGGCAGGGCUGACCCCACUGUCGCUCAUACAUCACUUUCUCAGAUAAUGUUGUGCCCAUUUAUGAUCUAACCGUUCAGUUCAGGCUUCAGCAUUGUUACAUCCUGCGUCCUUCAUCUUCCUUCCCCCACGAGUCAUCAGACAAUUUUAACUUAAUUCUUUGACAGGAUUAUGGCGUCCACUGCGAUGUACCGUUUGGCGCCAAUACUGGACAGCACUGCCUUUGCUGUUAGCCUGCCGACAUGUAUGUACCGGCUGCCUCCCAUCCAGUCAAGCUCUGUUGCAUCAUCACUACAGGCUGCUGGUGCGAGUGGUGCGGAGCUGGCGCAGCUGGAGAGGCGCCAGGAGGCGAUUCUCUCCCAACUGGCGCAGCUACGCUGUCGUGUGGAGGAGGCCGUGCGGCAGCGGUCCGCCCGAUCCGCUCCGGGGCAGGGAGUCGGUGCAGUGGUGGCCACAAACACCUGCCUGCCGUUAGACCAUCGGGCCGAGCUGGUGGUGGUGGCCUCGGCCGAGCGGCCGCCGUGUUCGCUGCUGCUGCUGCGCCUGCUGGCCCCGACCGUCACCCUCACGGCGCACGUGCACUCCACGUGUCCGGCCGUGCCGCCGCACCUGCUGGACGCCUUCCACUGGAGGGGAGCCGCCGGCGGUGCGCACAUCCGCCUCAUCUGGAAGCCAGAGGUGGGUGAGCCGCGGCUGCUCGUGUCGCCGGCCGGACAGGGCUGCCCGCUGGUCGGCGAGGAGCAGCUGUUCCGCUAUCUGGCUCGCGCUCUGCUGCCCGGACAGUACGAGGCGGCCGGCGCCGAGAGGGCGGCGCUCAUUGAUCUUCAUCUGGAGCGUGCUGACCGACUGAUGAACGGCUCCGUCGCCGAGAAAAAGGCGGUGCUGGGCACGCUGGACGGCCUGCUGGGCCGCCAGCCGUUCUUGCUGGGCGACCAGCUGGCACUGAUCGACGGCGUCCUGUUGUCGGCUCUGCGCUGCUCAAAGGUGUCCCCGGCGCCGGCCAACGUGGCCGCCUGGCGCGACCGGGUGUCCGUCGCCGCCGGUCUAGCGGCGGCUGGCGGCGCGGGAGCGGCUGGCGGCACGGGAGCGGCUGGCGGCACGGGAGCGGCUGGCGGCGCCGGCUCGCCCCCGGCUAUCGGUGACGGCGGCGGCCACCUGGACCAGGCGCGGCUGAUGGCUCUGCUCGCCAAGCUGGACAUCCACGCCGAGACAGUCACCCACCCGGCCGUGUUCACCGUGGAGGCGAUGAUGCCGCACCUGGCCGCCGUGCGCGGCGCUGUCACCAAAAACCUCUUCCUGCGCGACCGCCGGCGGCGUCUGUUCCUGCUGACCGCUCGGCACGACGCCCAGUUCCGGCUGGCCGACGUGGCGCGCCAGCUGGACGGCGCCAAGGAGCUGCGGUUCGGCGACGAGUCGGAGCUGGCCGCUCGGCUGGGUGUGCGCCAGGGCUGUGUGACGCCGCUGGCGGUGGCCAACGACACGGAGCGCGCCGUGACGCUGCUUGUGGACGCCAAACUGCUGGACGGCUCGGUAGAGAUGCUGUGGUGUCACCCGCUCACCAACGAGGCCUCCACGGGCCUGAGUCCGACCGAGUUCCGGAGGUUUGCCGCCGCCACCGGCCACGAGCCGAUCCUGAUCAGCGUCUGAGCGCACCUGCUCGGCCGGCACCGGCGCCGGACCCUUAACCCCCCAGUGUGGUGAUUCAAACGAACGGUGUCCACUGUGUCCUCUCAGGCUUUAUACUAACGUGACUGAUCGCUGAAUAUAACAGUACCUGCAAUGUCA